Molecule: messenger RNA, 1954 nt
Organism: Ricinus communis (castor bean)
Lineage: Eukaryota; Viridiplantae; Streptophyta; Magnoliopsida; Malpighiales; Euphorbiaceae
Product: protein DETOXIFICATION 16
Exons: 8
Coding region: 186-1691 (501 amino acids)
Biological process (GO): xenobiotic detoxification by transmembrane export across the plasma membrane
Cellular component (GO): membrane
Molecular function (GO): xenobiotic transmembrane transporter activity; antiporter activity
Source: RefSeq, a predicted model, not a curated record
AAAGUAAAAAAAAAAAUAGAAAUUGGCAAAGAUUACUACACGACAAUAAAUUACAGUUCCAAGGGAACUUUUUAAAAGUGUUGUCACGCAUACAACGAAUGAACUAAUAAGAGGCUAAUUCCUUAAAUUACAUUACAUGCGCACACAUCGUCAGAAUUAAAGGAACCCACCAGAGAGAUUCUGAGAUGGACCGACAGCAAUGCACCAGCAAAACUUGCCUUCAUGCCUCCUUAAUUCAGAACUCUAACAAUGUUGACCAUGAUGUGAAUUCUUGGAAUGAGAAAUACUAUGGAAAAGCAGAGAUUAUCACAGAGCUGAAGAAGCAAAUGAGGUUAGCAGGACCUCUAGUCAUUGUCAGCUUCUUACAGUACAGUCUUCAGAUGAUAUCAGUUAUGUUUGUCGGCCGUCUCGGCGUGCUCUCUCUCUCUAGCGCUUCAAUGGCUACUUCAUUUGCUGGAGUUACUGGCUUUGGUUUUAUGCUGGGAAUGGGAGCUGCAUUGGAGACGUUAUGCGGGCAAGCCUACGGAGCAAAACAGUAUCAUAUGCUUGGAGUACACAUGCAAAGAGCUAUGCUAGUUCUUGCACUUGUAAACAUCCCGAUAUCAUUGCUCUGGUCUUGCACAGAGCCGAUUUUCAGAUUCCUGAAGCAAGACCCACAAAUUUCCAUGUUCGCGGGUAUAUAUGCGCGAUGCCUGAUUCCUGCCAUUAUUCCUUACGGAUUUCUUCAAUGUCAGCUUAGAUUCCUGCAAACCCAAAACAACGUUUUGCCAUUGGUUUUAAGCACUGGCAUUACAAGUUUAGUCCAUGUUGUUGUAUGUUGGACAUUGGUGUUUGGAUUCGGAUUUGGUAAUGAAGGUGCUGCGCUGUCUAUUUCAAUCUCUUACUGGACAAAUGUGCUCAUUUUGGCUAUCUAUAUUAAGUUUUCUCCUUCAUGCCAAGAGACUUGGACAGGUUUCUCUAUGCAAGGAACCAAAAAUCUGUUUAGUUUUCUCAAGUUAGGCAUACCUUCAGCUCUAAUGGUUUGCUUCGAGUUCUGCUCGUACGAAUUUUUAGUUAUUAUGUCAGGUCUGCUCCCAAAUCCAAAGCUAGAAUUGUCAAUGAUGUCCAUCAGCCUGAACACAAGUUCUGUUGUAUUUAGAAUUCCCUUUGGACUUGGCAGUGCAGUGAGCACAAGAGUCUCAAACGAAUUAGGUGCUGGCAGACCUUAUACAGCACAAUUGGCAGUGCAAGUCGUCAUAUUCUUAGCAGUUAUAGAAGGCGUAGCACUCAGCUUAAUUCUAGUCGCAGUGAGGGACGUCUGGGGCCUUUUGUACACCAGUGAAAAGGAAGUUGUGAGAUAUUUGGCGUCUGUAAUUCCAGUGCUUGCCACAUCCAAUUUCAUGGAUGGAAUGCAGGCUGUACUAUCAGGUACUGCUAGAGGUUGCGGUUGGCAAAAAAUUGGAGUAUAUGUAAAUUUAGGAGCUUAUUACCUCGUAGGUCUUCCUUCUGCUGUAGUAAUGAGUUUUGUGUUCCACCUUGGAGGAAAGGGGCUCUGGAUGGGAAUAAUAUGUGGUAGUUUCCUACAAGCACUUUUGCUUUUAGCCAUUGCCAUGAACACAGAAUGGGAGCUGGAAGUACAUAAAGAAUUUCUUACCCUUCAAUUUUUUAAGCAAAGAAGGCCAGGGAUAGAAUAUAUGCUUCCAGCAUUCUGAUAGAUACAUCUGCAGAAGAAGUUUGGCUCUAGACAUUAUCAAAUUUGGGUAACUAAAGGUUACAGUAAAUUCUCAAUGCCCGCAUGUAUUACAAAAAAGCCACUGCACAUGAUGCGAUACAAGUGAUAUUUGCAUUCAAUUGGAAACAAAUACUAAAAUAUGCAAGUCUAGCUAAGAUAUUUAUUGCGUCUCUGCUUGAGACAAAUAGUAGUAUCCAUUUUAAAGUUAAUAAAGUAAUAUAUAUAUUAUAUAGCCUUUUAUAA